Messenger RNA from Panicum virgatum (switchgrass), 3208 nucleotides. RefSeq names its product protein PLASTID MOVEMENT IMPAIRED 1-like. The record is from RefSeq and is a predicted model, not a curated record. Bases 488 to 2983 code for a protein of 831 amino acids. The transcript has a single exon. NCBI's taxonomy places the organism in Eukaryota, Viridiplantae, Streptophyta, Magnoliopsida, Poales, Poaceae.
CAUCAGACCAGGCACCAAAUCCUCGUGGCUUCAAUUCCAUCACCCGCUCGCCGUGCUCGCGCGUGACGUGCGGUGUGGCUGUGGCCACACCCACACCCUCUCGCCCCGUCGUCUUCGAGCUCCGCCGCCGUGGAUAAAGCCGCAGCCAUCGGACGGGCGCGGAGGGGUAUGGCGCCAUCGCGAGCCGUCGAUCGGACCAACGACGCGGGGGCGGGCGCAGCCGGAGCCGUCGGAUUUCGAGAGAGAGAGAGAGAGAGAGAGAGAGAGAGAGGGUGUCCCGGCCGGCGGGGCCGUGGACUAGUGUAGUGCUAAUUGGUUGGUAGGCUCUCCGUUUUCAACCCGCGUUCGCGCCAACUCGGCAACGCUAAAAGCCACCGCCUGGGAGGCCAGGAAGUACGGGCUACUAGCUAGCUAGCUAGCGCGCGCCACGAGUUCCCGGGCAGACAGCGUACGUACAAGCAAGUGUGACCGUGCGAGGUGUUCCCACAUGGCCGGAUCGGGCGGCGAGGGGGCUCCGCGUCCGGCGAGCUACGGCACCACCCUCAGCGAGUACCUCGACGGGCAGAACGACCACCACCGCCGCGCCGCGUCGCUGGCCAUCGUGCGCUCCGGCGCCGGGGCGCGGGACGGCCCGCGCAUCGUCGACGGGCCGGGGCGGGACGACCGGAGGACGCAGUCGUCCCGCCGCGCCUCCCUGUCGCUGUGGCGCUCUAGGGCCCCGGCGGCCUCGGACUCGUGGAGCUCCGCGUCAGGCGCGGGGGGUGGCAAGGGUGGAGCGGCCUGGCGGAACUGGGGGCCGGUGCGCGCGCUGGCGCACCUCGGGAAGCGCCGCGCGGCGUGCCUGUUCUCGGUCGAGGCCGACGCCGUCCGCGGCCUGCCGGACUCCAUGGAGGGGCUCCGUCUCGCCGUCACCGUGCGCAAGGCGGAGACCAGGGACGGCGCGGUGCAGACCGUGCCGUGCCGGGUGCGCGGCGGCGCCGCGGAUCUCGACGAGACGCUCUUCGUCAGGUGCAACCUCUUCUUCACCGGCGGCGCGGGCACCGGGAAGCCGCUCAAGCUCGAGCCGCGGAGGUUCGUCGUGUCGGUCGUCGCCGUCGAGGCGCGGGGCGCGGCCAGCCUCGGCGCGCACACCGUCGACGUCAGCUCGCUCGUGCUCGACUCCGUCGCCAAGGCCAGCUCCGAGGGACGCCGGGCCAGGUGGUUCGACAGGACGUUCGCGCUCUCCGGCAAAGCGGCCGGCGGAGAGCUGCUGCUCAAGCUGGGGUUUCAGCUUAUGGAUGACGCCGGGCUCAGCCUCUACACGCAAGCGGCGGCGGAGACCACGACGGACGACGUGUUUCCGGCACCAUCUCGCGCGAGGGCUCACAACAAGAACUCCUUCAGUAUUUCAAGCAGGCCUAAGCCCAAGCUUUCACCGCCCGACGCUUCCAUCUCACCAUCCAUGGGGGCUUACAAGCAGCUUCUCGAAAAGCUCCGCAUCGACGAGAAUGGAGAUCCUGUAACGUCUCUGCAGAUACCUCGGAAGCCCGCCGGCGACGACGAGGUUUCCGCUUCCACCACCGACGCCGGGGACAUGUGCAGUCUCCCGGAGUACGAGGUCGUGGACAAGGGCGUUGAAACGGUCAAAGAAGUCGUCCACUACCAGGCUCACCGCGACGUGCUGCGGGAGCUCGACUCCAUUGCCGAGCAGAUCGAGGCCAUCGAGGCGUUGAUGACCAACUGCGAGAAGAAGUCACCCAAGGCGGUGGACCAGCAGCAGCAGCAGCAACUGGAAGCAGAUGAAGAGAUGGUGACUGUGGAGUUCCUUAGGAAGCUUGAGGUGGAGAUUGACAAAAGCAGGCUCAGGCAGCCCGUGACGCCGAGAAGUCAGUCACCGUCGCCAAGGACGGCGCCGCCUCCGCCCGUGGUGCCGGAUUUGGGGCGGGCCAUCGGGCCUGCAGUGCAAACGCGUGACGGUGGCUUCCUGGUGUCCAUGAACCCGUACGACUUGCCACUGGCGAGCAGAGAUGGGCCCCCGAAACUCGCCAUGCAGGUGUCCAGGCCGUUCGUGCUGUCGAGUUCCCUGGCGGCGACCGGGUUCGACGUCCUCCAAAAGAUGGCGGCUGCGGGCGGCGCCGACGAGGUGCGCGGCAGGUUGGCAUCGCUGGGUGGCAUGGAUGAUAUCAUGGGGAAGACGCCGGAGCAGGUGGGUUUCGAGGGCAUCGCGGAGGCGGUCAUCGGCGGGCGGCGCACCGAGGGCGCGACCUCGAGCGCGGCGCGAUCCGUGCAGGUCGUCCGGAAGCUCGCGGCGGCCUUGUCCGAGGGCCGGAGCGAGCGCGUCGCCACGGGCAUCUGGAGCGCGGGCCACGAUCCGGAGACGCUGGAGGAGGUGCUGGCCUUCUCCCUGCAGAAGCUGGAGGCCAUGGCCGUGGACGCGCUCGCGGUCCAGGCCGAGGUGGCCGACGAGGACGCGCCGUUCGAGGUGGCGGCGGCCGCGGGGGACGAGAGCGUGUUCGACGCGCUGGUGCCCUCGGACGACUGGUCCGGCGGGUCGGACGGGCGCGUCACGCUGGUGGCGGCCAUCCAGGUGCGCGACCCGUCGCGGCGGUACGAGGCGGUGGGCGCGCCGAUGGUCGCCGUCAUACAGUCGGCGAGGCUGCUGGGCGCGGCGGGGCACAGCGCCGGGAGGUUCAAGGUGCGGAGCCUGCACGUCGGCGGCGUGCAGGUGAGGCGCCCACCGUCGGACGCCGGCGGGAGCGCGAGCUGGGGCGCGGAGAGGCAGAAGCUGACGGCGAUGCAGUGGAUGCUCGCGCAGGGGCCGGCCCGCGUCGGAAGGAGGGCGCCGACGCCGACGGCGCAGGCGCGGGCGAGGGCGAGGGUGCAGCGGCCCGACGUCGUGUGGAGCCUCUCGUCGCGGGUGCUCGCCGGGAUGUGGCUCAAGACGGUGCGGAACCCGGACGUGAGGAUUGGUUCCAGCAGCACGGAGUUGCAGUCUGAAUCGUGAGUACGUCGCACGUGCAGAUGAGCGCAUCGAGCUAGAUUCCAUGAUGCAUGUCGUAGAUUCCAGUGGCAUAAAUAUGUGGAUGUACAUGUGAGAUCACUGUUGUAGAAUUGUCUUUUUUUUCGAAAAAAUAUAAAUAAUUGUUAGUUUGUGCGGUACGAUACAAUUUUAGUUCGUCAUGUCAAUUUAAGACAUUCAUAUUUACAUUGCUGUGCCUUGGAUCGAUCA